CUUCACGGAUACACACCCCUUUUUUUACAAAGCAUGCUUGCCUUAGGGUAUCUUCUUGUCAUUUCCACAACAGUACAUUCCUGCACAAGUGUCGUCAUGAUCGUCCGCAAUAUCGUAGACGUCCCGUUAGCCCCCGUAUCACACAUACCAAUCCUUCGGGGGAAAGAGUUGGUGUCCCCGUCAGACGAGAUGGGCAUCACGGCGUACGAGAUCCUGCUGACUCGGGACCAGAGCGAGCUGUGCUCAGGGGGUGAAGGCUGGACCGAGAACCACAUGUACUACUGCAUCUCCGGCAGGGGGCGCUGCAGUCUGGGGGACGGGAGGGAGUUUGAUGUCGCUCAGGAUGUUUUCCUCUCGUUCUCGUCGGCUGUUCAGUGCAAGAUUACAGUGACCCCGGAAGACCAUAUGAGGCUUUACUGUGUGUACUGUCAAGACGACAACCCUUCGUCUGACCGAGUAGUUGUUCGGUCCCUCUCGGAGAUCAUCGGAACCGAUCGGGAUGUUGACUUCGGCAGCGGCCACAGCCGAAGAUUCUUGCUCAGGGAUGACGAUUUUCCCAUCACGGUGACCAACACGUCAAUCAGGACCUGCGCUGAUACUCCAAAGGGGGUCCCCAUGUGGUACAAACAUCAUAAAGAAGCAACCUACUACUUCAGAGGAAACGGCAAGUACGUCUGGGAGGAGGGGAAGGAGGAAGCGGCGUUCCAUCCCGAGGGGACCGCCUUCCUGAUGGACCAGCACGACCCGCACUACGCCGUGCCGGAGGGAGACGCCUUCACCAUCUGUACCUUCUUCCCCGCGCUGGUUGGGAACGAGAAGCACGUCUUCAGUGGUGGUUAUUCCGUAUAUGGUCCUGCCUAGGCAUCCUUCCAUGGGAACGAGCUGACACUACUACUUGUGGUGUCACGCAGGCCCAACAUGCUCAUAAUUUGACAAAAAAUGAUGAUGAUUAUCAGA
Messenger RNA from Branchiostoma belcheri (Belcher's lancelet), 957 nucleotides. RefSeq lists its product as uncharacterized. NCBI's taxonomy places the organism in Eukaryota, Metazoa, Chordata, Leptocardii, Amphioxiformes, Branchiostomatidae. Gene Ontology annotation, biological process: ectoine biosynthetic process. The coding region runs from base 34 to 861 and encodes 275 amino acids. The transcript has 3 exons. The record is from RefSeq and is a predicted model, not a curated record. Gene Ontology annotation, molecular function: ectoine synthase activity.